AUGAACUUGGAUUUACAACGAGAUUUGCAAAAGUGCAAGGAUAAUGAGGAAACACGAUUGGAUUUAAGUUCUUCCGAUAUUGUAAGCAUUCCAUCAUCCAUUCGUGAUUUAGUCCAAUUAACGGAACUAUUUCUGUAUAAGAACAAACUGGCAGUAUUACCGAAUGAAAUUGGUAAUUUAGUUAAUUUAAAAAAAUUGGGUUUAAGCGAAAAUGGUCUCACAUCAUUACCGGAUACACUUGCUGCACUUACCCGUCUUGAAACACUCGAUUUACGUCACAACAAAUUAUGCGAGUUGCCACCUGUUAUCUAUCAGAUUAGUUCAUUGGAAACAUUGUGGUUACGGUACAAUCGAAUUGUUUCAAUUGGUUCCGAGAUUGGUCGUUUAAAACGAUUGAAAAUGAUUGAUUUACGUGAAAAUAAAAUACGCGAAUUACCUCCAACAAUUGGGCAAAUUAAAUCGCUUAUUGUAUGCUUACUUAGUUACAAUCAUUUAAGAACUAUACCUGAAGAGAUUGGUCAAUGUUCAGAACUUACACAACUGGAUUUGCAACACAAUGAUCUCGUAUCGUUACCGGAAGCGAUGGGUAAUUUGCAAAAUUUGAUUCGUUUGGGUAUACGCUAUAACAAAUUACGACAUUUACCAUCCGGAAUGGCAUUUUGUCAUAAGCUGGAAGAGUUCAUAGUUGAAAGCAAUCAAUUGGAAGCUUUACCGGAAGGUAUGCUUGCUUCAUUACCCAAUCUUAAGACAAUUAAUUUGAGUCGUAAUGAAUUGACUGUUUUUCCAUCUGGUGGACCUCAACAAUUUGCAUCAUGUGUGUCGAUCAAUAUGGAACAUAAUGCAAUAGCAAAAAUUCCAUUUGGGAUAUUUUCCAAAGCAACAGGUUUAACCAAACUUAAUUUGAAGGAGAAUGCUCUUACAUCAAUGCCACUUGAUAUGGGUUGUUGGCUAGCGAUGACAGAAUUGAAUUUAUCCACCAAUCAACUUCGUGUACUUCCUGAUGAUGUUGACAAACUUGUUAAUUUAGAAGUAUUAGUAUUGAGUAACAAUAUGCUCAAAAAGCUUCCAUCACAAAUUGGUAGUUUAAAAAAGCUUCGUGAAUUGGAUUUGGAAGAAAAUGAAUUAGAUGCAAUACCUAAUGAAAUUGGUUUUGUGACAAGUUUAACAAAGCUUUGGAUACAAUCAAAUAAAUUAGUUGGUUUACCGCGAACCAUUGGCAAUUUAACCAAUUUGACCGAUUUACGAGCGGGCGAAAAUUGCUUAACAUCACUACCCGAAGAGAUCGGCAAUUUGGACUCAUUGAGAAGUCUUUAUAUCAAUGAUAAUCCAUCGCUUCACAAUUUACCAUUUGAAUUGGCACUGUGUGCAUCACUUGAAAUUAUGUCAAUUGAAAACUGUCCGUUAUCACAGAUACCUCCCGAAAUUACCGCGGGUGGCCCUUCCCUUGUUAUCCAGUACCUCAAGAUGCAAGGCCCGUACAGGGUUAUGAAUAUGUAA
This is a messenger RNA of Loa loa (African eye worm), 1497 nucleotides long. Its product is annotated as leucine-rich repeat protein SHOC-2. The coding region runs from base 1 to 1497 and encodes 498 amino acids. NCBI's taxonomy places the organism in Eukaryota, Metazoa, Nematoda, Chromadorea, Rhabditida, Onchocercidae. The record is from RefSeq and is a predicted model, not a curated record. The transcript has 13 exons. Gene Ontology annotation, molecular function: protein binding.